Molecule: messenger RNA, 1377 nt
Organism: Megalops cyprinoides (Indo-Pacific tarpon)
Lineage: Eukaryota; Metazoa; Chordata; Actinopteri; Elopiformes; Megalopidae
Product: C-C chemokine receptor type 3-like
Exons: 2
Coding region: 95-1180 (361 amino acids)
Biological process (GO): immune response; chemotaxis; G protein-coupled receptor signaling pathway
Cellular component (GO): membrane
Molecular function (GO): chemokine receptor activity
Source: RefSeq, a predicted model, not a curated record
CUGCACACUUCCCCUGAGAGCGGAGUCGAAGCCCCCAGCGUCCUCUCUGUCAGCUGCACGCCCGCCACCGAGAGCUCAGUGUUGAUUUGGGGUGAUGGCUUCCUUUGAGGAUAUCCUGGAUUUUUUCAACACCACGGAGUAUGAAGGGACCGGAGAUUACAUCAAGGAGGAGCCCGUGAUGUUGUGCGACAAGACGGCUGUCAACCACUUCGGCACACGGCUCCUGCCGACCUUCUACUAUGUCAUCUUCCUCUUCAGCCUCCUGGGCAACGGGCUGGUUCUGUGCAUCAUCUACAAGUACGAGAAGCUCAGCACCGUCACCAACGUCUUCCUCCUCAACCUGGUCAUCUCCGACCUGGUGUUCACGUUCAGCCUGCCGUUCUGGGCCUCCUACUACUCUUCAGAGUGGAUCUUCGGGAGUGGAGUCUGCAAGCUGGUGAGCGGCAUCUACUACAUGGGCUUCUACAGCUCCAUCCUCUUCCUCACCCUCAUGACCUUUGACCGCUACCUGGCCGUGGUGCACGCCGUCACCGCCGCCAAGAGUAGGCGCUUGACCUACGCCAUGCUGUCCUCCAUCGCCGUGUGGGCUGUCAGCAUCCUCGCCACCAUCAAGGACUUCGUCCUCCACGACGUGCGGGAGGACAGCCGCUACGGAGUGCUCUGUGAGGAGCUGGGCUACUCGAAAGACGUAAUGGCCGUGUGGCAGCUGGUGGGGUACUACCAGCAAUUUGUGUUGUUUUUCUUGGUGCCGCUGGGUGUGGUAAUCUACUGCUAUGUGCGCAUAACCCUGAGGAUUUUCCACACCCGCAUGAAGGAGAAAUGUAGGGCGGUGAAGCUCAUAUUCGUCAUAAUAGUCACCUUCUUCAUCUGCUGGACGCCCUUCAACGUGGUGAUCCUGCUGCGGGCGCUGCACAUCUCGGCCAACGGCACCUCGGGCUCGAUCACCGGCUCGGGAUCCUGCGGGGAUGAGCUGGACUACGCGCUCUACAUCACCCGCAACAUUGCCAUCCUCUACUGCUGCGUCAAUCCUGUCUUCUACACGUUCGUGGGGAAGAAGUUCCAGAGCCACUUCCGGCGGCUGCUGUCCAAGCACAUCCCCUGCCUGAAGACCCAGGUGCUGACCAGCCAAAGCAGCAGGACCACCUCCCACAGGAGUCCACAGACCCUUUAUGAAUACUAGAACAGACUCCUCUGAGAUUUGUACACAAAAUUUAUACAGUCUGGACAAAUUGCGAUAUCUGAAGAAGUAUCUUGACAUUUUGCAAACUAAUUUCAGUUGUGCAAGAAAAAAAAAAGAAAAAAAGAUAGUUUCAAGGCUAUUAUAAUGGAGUUGUCAAUCUGAUGUUGCCACCACUUUUUCAUAACAUACUGCCUAGA